UCUGUGGUUCGGAGGAGGAGGGUGAUGAGGGGUUAGAGGUGCUGCUUGGCGGGGCGGCUCCAGCUCGGGCGAGGCGGGAGGGUCCGGGAAGGGUCGUCCGGGUCCUCACCCGGCUGCGCCCGACGGCGCUGCUGCUACUGCACGCGAGAGGCGCGGGGUGUUGCUGCACCAGGAUCCUGCUGGGACCAGCUCCGGAGGCUCCUGGCUAGGGGGUCUGGUUCCCCCUCCCCCCACCAGGGCUGCAUUUGGGUCGGGAAGGAAUUUUCCCCGUGGUUGAUUGGCACGGCGGGGGUUGGGGUGUUGGUUGCUUUUCCUCUGUAGCUGGGGGUGGGCCUUUGCCUUGUGCCUCUUGGCAUACUUUGACCUCCUUUGCAGCAGCAGGGCGUAGGCUGCCCCGGUUCCCUCCCCCUCUGCGGGGCUGAGGGUGUUGGGUGCGUGUUGUGUCAGGGUUGAGGGCUCUGUUGAGUUCAGGUGGGAUGGUUUGGGUAGGGAUAAUCCUGCCUCAGGCUAGAUGAGUUCUGGAGCUCCCUUCCAGCCUCACUUCUCUGUGACUGUGACUUUUCCCGGCCCCACUGUCAAGCCUCCUGGCCAGCAGCUCUGCUUGCAGCCCGGAGAGUCGCUUGGGUUAAUCCAGUUAAGAUUUAUGUUUCACUAAGAAGUGUGUGUGAGGCAUGACGUGCAGCGUGUACUGAGAAGCUGGGAUUAACAUGUACAUUUUAUUUCUAGUAGGCAGUUUGGUUUCAUGUGAUCCAGUGCAGCAACCCUGGGAGCACCAAGCCUUUUAAACAGAAUUCAAAAUCAUUGGAACAGGACCAGCAGGAUGGGAAAUAGUGCCUUAAAAGCCCACCUGGAGACAGCCCAGAAAACUGGUGUUUUCCAGCUAACAGGAAAGGGACUCUCUGAGUUUCCUGAAGACCUGCAGAAGCUAGCAAGCAACUUGAGAACAAUAGAUUUGUCGAGCAACAAAAUUGAGCUCUUGACACCAGUGAUAGGAAAAUUUUCGGUUCUGAAGAGUCUUUCUCUAAACAACAACAAACUGACUGCUCUACCUGAGGAGCUGUGUAAACUGAAAAAGCUAGACACGUUGCACCUGAAUGGCAAUCACCUGAGACGGCUGCCAGCUGGCUUUGGACAACUCUCAGCUCUCAAGACCCUGAGCCUUUCUGGAAAUCAGCUUCGGACUGUGCCCACCCAGUUGUGCAGUCUUCGUCAUUUGGAUGUGGUGGAUCUAUCCAAAAACCAGAUCCAGAGUGUGCCAGAUGCAGUAGAGGAACUGCAGGCCAUUGAACUCAAUUUGAAUCAGAACCAGAUUUCCCAAAUUUCUGUGCAGAUCUCUCACUGUCCACGACUCAAGGUUCUGCGUUUAGAAGAGAACUGUCUAGAACUCAGCAUGCUUCCUCAGAGCAUCCUCAGUGAUUCCCAAAUCUCACUGCUUGCAGUUGAGGGCAAUCUCUUUGAAAUCAAGAAGCUCAGAGAACUGGAGGGCUAUGACAAGCUGUUCAUGCUGAGACAAAGAGGAGUACUUAUGCAGCAGAAAAUGGGAGGCAAGAGAAAGCUAUCUUAUCGCAAAGGUAAACAGCCCUUCUCAUAAGUUUGGAGAUGCUUGAAGAAUUUCUAGGUAUGCUACCUGCUGUUGAAAAAAAGUCCAGCCCUGGACUUAUGUACAUCCUUGAAUUACAGUAGCAUAUACUGCAUUAUCUUAAUAAGAGUAUUUACUCUAUAUGGGUGCCUCAGGUCAUUCUUCCCCUACCCCACUCUUUGACCCACUUCACUUAUCCUUUUUUCAUUGCUCUGCAGCUACUUUACUGUCAUACAUUUACCCAUAAAAAUAUUUAACCAAUAUGUUGCUAUUUUAGCUCUGUGACACCACCUCAAGCGCUAGCUGUGGCUUGUAGGGCAAACAACUCUGCAGUGGGAAUAUCGAGGGGAGAGUUAGUUAUGCACUCUUGUGCUCUCACCUUACCUCAGUUUUUUCACACCAUUUUUCUUUUUUAAUGAAGCUACUUAUUGUCUCUGCAUUUGUUGUUACAUCAACAAACUUUGCAAACUAGAAUUGCAUUAGAAAUCCACUAAGAAUUAUUGCAAAAUAGUAUACUGUUUGUCAUGCAGCUGUGUGGAUCACUUCCAAGGAUGUAUAGGAAAGCAGGUAAGCCAUUAGGCAUCAUCUGAACUGCAUCACGGAUCAUUUGUUAUGUAUGCAUCUUCAUCAAGCAAGUAAAUAGAAUGGUUUAGCUCCGCUUCAUCAUUGUAUAACAAACCUUUGAGGAUGUGGAGGCAGAUAUUUUGUUUAAGUAACCACAGCCAGCUACAGCUGUGCAAAAGCACCUUAGAACAAGAAUCAUGCGAGAGAGGAAAAGGAGUGAGACCUUGGGAAUUGGUUCUGCCAAGUUUUCCCAAAGGUAAGAUGAUUAAAGUUCUGUAUUUUAUCAUACAUAAUGGCUUAAUGAUGCAAACCAACCAUAAAAGAAGUUUCAUUCUGUAUGCUAUUCAGAAUUGUACUUGACAUAAAAAGAAAAUAUGCACAUAAAUAACUUUUAUUCUAUCUAGUACAUACGAUGAAAUUAUUACAGUUUAGGCCAACAAAAAUGAGAAGCAAACCAUUGGUGUGUAGAUAGCUUUGACACAUCAGUGCCCUAACCCCUUCAAGGCCCCAGUUCUGUACAACAUGAAAACACUGAUAUUCUGUUAGUUAAUCAAGCUGUAUCCAUGUGCUGUCACAUUGGCACAAGGGUUGUACAGUAAUUAGGUCCCAGGUGAGCUGUAUAAACACAAGCAGUGUCACAUGGGAAACUGUUUUAACCUGCAAUAUUACAUUUUUGUGCAUCACUGAUGGUACUAGUCUUCAUAGCUAACAUAUUUAGUUUCUGUAACAGCAGCAUGGGAAGUCAAACAGGUAAAAAAAAAUUUUUUUUCAGUAGUGGGGGAUGGGAGGGGAAAAGGGAAGUAGAGUAUUCCAAAGGAAUCAUAGAAGAAGUUCUAGAACAGGGGUGCUCAACCCCUGGCCUACAGGUUAGAUCCAGCUCACAGGUACACAGGGAAUCCUGUGAUCUGUGGCCCUGCACUAAAGAAACUAUUGAGUUUCCUAUCCUGAGCAGAACAUCAUUGCUGAAGUGAACAAAAGCCCAAAACGCUGUUUACAUGAAAUGUUUUGGGUUUUUUUCCAACUAACAGACUUACAGUGGAGGGGGGUGGGGAGGAUCUUAGGUAUUCAAAUCCCUUUAAAACAAAUAAAGCAACACAAAUACAAAAAACCCAACACUUUCCCAUGCGCUGUUUAAGAGCUUGUAGGAGCCUGCAGUAUUUCUGAGUACUACUUUGCUACCCAUGUGGGCAUCCUUCCAGCUCUUUCAGAAGUCAACAUACAACCACAAGAAGUAUCCAUUAUCAGUGAAAAUUGGCAUCAUGAACCAAGCUAAUACUAGAUUUUCCACAGUGUUUUAUCUAGCCUUCUAGUUACGUCUCGCUUUCAUUUUUCAUGGCCAGGAUUUGUUUGCAGCAAGAUGUCCCUGAAGUGGCUUAAAAAAUGCUAGUUAGAGUAUGUUACAUACCUAAUAUUUGGUUAAUGUGUGACCAAAAUUACCCAUCUUGUGACAUUUUUGCAUGUUAGGUUUAGCCCAGAAUUUUCUAAAGGCUGCAAAUACUCAAUUACUGGAAAAAGUGUUUCGUAUGGAAUCCUCAAGUGACUUGUGCAGAACCCUCCCUUUCCCGCAAAGUGCUAGCACUGAAUAUCACAGCUUAGGUUACAUAUUAGUAUCCACUUCAGUCUAUGAAUGAUUUAUAACAGCUUUCUCUACUCCUGGAACAAUCCACUUGUGGUUUUAAACUUUUAGGAGAACACUGGGAAGAGCAGAUUAAAUGCAUUUGCAAAACAAAACAUGAACAAUCUGUUCAUAGGAACAACAAAUCCCUUUCCAACCCAGAUAGCUACUCCUCUAUUACAGAAAAACUGGAACGUUCUGGUUGUAAGCCACUUGGAUUUGGUUCAUUUCCCACUAUACGUUUUAAAGGCUGAUCACUAAGCUGGUUUAUUACAGCAGAACUAGAGCAAGCAAAUUGUUCCCAGAACAAGGGAGAAAAGAAAAGUAGUUCAUGAAAUAUUUGUUCUUUCAAGAAACAUUGCUACAAACUAAAGAUUUAAAAUGUUAGUCACUUAUUGUAAAUUUGUUGCCAAGUAACAAUUCAGCCUGAUAUACUCCAAAAAGCAGUUUCGACUGUGACAGCUAUUACCUAUCAUUUAGAUUAGGUGGGAAGAUAACGUGUACAUACUUCAGUAGGAUGACUUCUUACACAGGCUUUAAAAAGAACAAGUCUGUCAGACUUCAGAAGAUAUUUCUUCCAUUAUAAUGAUUCAGAGAUUUAAAAAGCUGCCCCAGAGCCACUGUAGGGGAACAAAAGCCUUUAUAUAAACCCCAUUGAGAUUUUUGAUACAGCACUGGAUUACAUUUGACACAGAUCUAUACAAGUACAAGAUGUCUGCUUUACUAUAUAUUCAGUCUGAAGUCCCUCUUGUGAGCUCAGAUAGUUCUAUUCAUUUUGAAGUUGUCCAAAGCUUUAUGGCUACUUAAAAAAGUUGUGAUAUAAUUGCUAGGGAAAAAAAAUGCAGCAGAAGUUGCUAACCAUGCCAUUUCUUUUUUCCUUAAUGUAAAGUGAUGGAUUAAAGCCUGUGUACCCCUCAAAUUUAAUUUAACAUUACAAUUUGUGUUUAAACAAAUAUGUAUUAAAGCCCUCAACCUAAAUGUAGUAGCCAUUGGACUAUAACUUGUUAAAUCUGAUAGUUCAAACUUAGCCCCCCAAAACCUUUCAUAAAUUGCUUGGAAGUUAAACCAACCACCUGCAAAACUAUGGAUUAGCCUGCUAAAUUAAGAAAUACCAGACAUAAGAAUCAAGCCCUUAUUUUAGUGAGGGUAGACAACUCUGAGGUAAUUCAAAGGAACGUAAAGCAUAUGAAGUGCCCUGUCCAACCUUUCCACAAGUGUUAACUCAUGUUACACCACCAUUUUCCCCAAAUGGAACAGAACAGUUUGUGCAGUGGAAGGGAUGAGGAAUAUAUUAAGAGUAAAAAAGGUGGGGGGGAACCAAACCAAAAACCGAAAGCUGUGAAAGCAAGCCCUGCACAGGCUGAAUUAAAAUGAGAUUAAAACAGGAUCAAUUCUUUUCUAUGAAGAGUGAAUUAGGUUGGCAACUUUGCUGGAGAAGUCAAAGCCAAGUCUGAAUACAAGGCCAAGAAAAGGGAAACCCUAAUGAAGCAGCUUCCUUUUCACUCUUCACAGCCCUUUUUAUUCUGAGAUACAGGAAGUUUCACAGAUCCAUGAAAAUGGUGGCUUGCAGCUGGAGAAAGAUAUUGGACAAUGGCAGCAGGCUUUAG
This is a messenger RNA of Alligator sinensis (Chinese alligator), 5365 nucleotides long. It is a transcript of the gene LRRC57, whose product is annotated as leucine rich repeat containing 57. The coding region runs from base 821 to 1591 and encodes 256 amino acids. The record is from RefSeq and is a predicted model, not a curated record. Lineage: Eukaryota; Metazoa; Chordata; Crocodylia; Alligatoridae. The transcript has 6 exons. Gene Ontology annotation, molecular function: protein binding.